GUAUAAAUAAACAUUAGUGACACUGUAAUAUUAGUAAACAUUAACAAAUUAAUCUAAAAUAUUUUUUAGUACAAUAUUGUAGUUUAAUAGUAAAAUAAUAUAUUUUAAGACUGGUUAAUAAAUAUAUCUUGACAUUUAUACUAUUUUACAAAUAAAACCGUACUAUCAACAUAAAUUCUAACCUAUAAAAUUUGGCCCAUCGAAUCAAGCAUGAACUUUAAAAAUUGGGGUUUCAGCGAUUUAUCAGUUAGUAAAGAAUAUGAUAGUAAAAAGUACUAUCUUUUUGAAAGACUUGGAUUUAAUACCAUAGCUAUUAACUCAUAUGUAGAAGAAACUGAUGAAGAACCCAAGAAAAAGAAACGAAAGGGUGAAAUCAAGGAAAAAAAAGAUUUUAUUCCUCCCCCUAUAGAUAUCUCCAAUGAAGGGAAGGGAAAUCUCAACAUAUUGCAAAGAAUAACUAUAGGAUUUUCAGAUUCCAGUGUUGCUAUUAAGAUGAAUAGCUCAGAAAAUUUAAAAAAGUAUGACAUAAUUGCAGUUAUUCCUAAAACUUUACAAGCUUUUCAGUAUGCAUGUGGCACACUAGAUGUAGAUAUUAUAACAUUUGAGCCAGAAAGUAGAAUACCAUAUAAAAUUAGUCGAAAGCUAUACCGGCAAGCUGUUGAACGAGGUAUAUUUUUUGAAUUGAUGUAUGCUCCUGCUAUAAAAGAUUCUUCUGCAAGGAAAAACAUUAUAAGCGCUGCCCAUAACUACCAUGCUGUUGGGAAAUCAAGGAACAUUAUUAUCACAAGUUCUGCUCUAACUCCCAUACAAACAAGAAGUGUUCAUGAUAUUAUCAAUCUUGGUUUUAUUUUUGGGCUAAAUAGUAACGAAAGUGUAAAAGCAAUAAGAAAUAAUGUGCGUCAACUUAUUCUUAAGGCCCAAGGAAGAAAAUGUGGAAAACAUUAUAUGGAAAUUGAAAGUAUAGAUGUUAAGGAAAAUAAACCAAAUUUUGAGUGAA
Messenger RNA from Pieris napi, 997 nucleotides. RefSeq names its product ribonuclease P protein subunit p30 (gene Rpp30). The record is from RefSeq and is a predicted model, not a curated record. The transcript has a single exon. Gene Ontology annotation, molecular function: RNA binding. Gene Ontology annotation, biological process: tRNA processing. Bases 211 to 996 code for a protein of 261 amino acids. Gene Ontology annotation, cellular component: nucleolar ribonuclease P complex. Lineage: Eukaryota; Metazoa; Arthropoda; Insecta; Lepidoptera; Pieridae.